Cooperia oncophora is the source of this 357-nucleotide messenger RNA. The record is from the annotation of a GenBank genome assembly. Lineage: Eukaryota; Metazoa; Nematoda; Chromadorea; Rhabditida; Trichostrongylidae.
AUGUUGUCUCGAGUGCGAUCUUUCGCCAGUGAUCCACAGCAUCGUUUCGCAUCUUCCGCGAUUGUCAUUGUGCUGACACAUGGUGAACGGGAUCAGCUGUUGGGUGUUAGCGGAGAUGAUGAUGUGCUGUCAGUGUACCCGUUCCUGGAAGCCCUUAAUGCCAGAAAUGCGCCUUUGCUCGCCGGAAAACCAAAGUUGGUAUUCAUCCAAGCGUGUAGGGGAGGUGAGUGUGUUGCCAAAUUUGAAACUUUUUUUCAUAUUUUUGCUGACGAGUGCUCUAGAACUUACCGUCAGUAUCUGGCUAUAAGGAUUUCCUUUGUUGGCUACACAAUAUUCUCAGGCUCCAGUGAGUUUUAG